CACGGAAGGGCAGGGCCGAUGGCUCCGCCUCUGGCGCGACUAACGACGGGAUCGCAGGGCAGGGGAAAAGGCUCUCAGAUGGGCCUGAUAGUUAGCAAAAGGGCAGCAUGGAGACCUCCCAGGAGAGCAUCAACGCUGAGCGGGGCUGGUACGUCUCUGCGCAGCAGCCCGAGGAAGAGGCGGAAGAGUUGAGUCCGUUGCUAAGCAACGAACUUCACAGACAAGGAUCCUCAGGUGUUUCAUUUGGUUUCUCAGUGUUUAAUUUGAUGAAUGCCAUCAUGGGAAGUGGAAUCCUAGGCUUAGCUUAUGUUAUGGCUAAUACUGGUAUCCUUGGAUUUAGAUUUAUCAAACUCUCCAUCUUUAUACUGCCAGUCUAUACUUUCUCCUCUUUCCAUCUAUUGAUAAGAAAGUGCCUCCAAGUUUCUGUAACAUCUUAUGAAGAUCUUGGACUCUUUGCAUUCGGAUUACCUGGAAAGGUGGUGGUGGCAGGCACCAUACUAAUUCAGAAUAUUGGAGCUAUGUCAUCUUAUCUUUUCAUUAUUAAAACAGAGCUUCCUGCUGCUAUUUCAGAAUUCUUGAGUAGAGACUACAGUGGGUCUUGGUAUCUUGAUGGACAAAUACUACUAAUAGUCAUUUGUGUUGGUAUUGUGUUCCCUCUUGCACUUCUUCCCAAAAUAGGCUUUCUUGGCUACACAAGUAGUUUAUCAUUUUUCUUUAUGGUGUUCUUUGCUCUUGUGGUAAGUUUAAAAUAUAAUGCAUUGCUUAUCUCCUCACAAAAAUUGAGUGCUUAUGCUAUACCAACCAUGGCUUUUUCCUUUCUCUGCCAUACCUCAAUAUUGCCCAUAUACUGUGAACUUCAAAGUGCAAAGGAAAAUCAUUUUGCUGCUAUUAACAUCUUAAUAGUUUAUAAUGUGAUCCUUAUUAUUAUUUUUUUAUUUACAGACAAAGUGGAGUCAGAAUUACUACAAGGUUAUAGUAAAUACUUACCACAUGAUGUUGUUGUCAUGACUGUGAAGUUGUGUAUCCUAUUUGCUGUGCUUUUGACAGUCCCUCUAAUCCACUUCCCCGCCAGAAAAGCUUUAACGAUGAUAUUUUUUUCCAAUUUUCCAUUCUCAUGGAUUCGCCAUUCUUUGAUCACUCUAGCACUCAAUGUUGUCAUUGUUUUACUUGCAAUAUAUGUUCCUGACAUUAGAAAUAUAUUUGGUGUAGUUGGUGCCAGUACAUCAACAUGUUUAAUUUUUAUAUUCCCAGGACUAUUUUAUCUUAAACUUAGCAGAGAAGAUUUUCUCUCAUGGAAAAAGCUUGGGGCAUUCAUUUUGUUCAUUUUUGGAAUUUUGAUUGGGAAUUUUAGUUUAGCACUCAUCAUUUUUGAUUGGAUCAACAAAUGA
Molecule: messenger RNA, 1388 nt
Organism: Propithecus coquereli (Coquerel's sifaka)
Lineage: Eukaryota; Metazoa; Chordata; Mammalia; Primates; Indriidae
Gene: SLC38A6
Product: solute carrier family 38, member 6
Exons: 14
Coding region: 108-1388 (426 amino acids)
Biological process (GO): L-glutamine transport; amino acid transmembrane transport
Molecular function (GO): L-glutamine transmembrane transporter activity
Source: RefSeq, a predicted model, not a curated record